This is a messenger RNA of Lagopus muta (rock ptarmigan), 3908 nucleotides long. RefSeq names its product acyl-CoA synthetase long chain family member 3 (gene ACSL3). Lineage: Eukaryota; Metazoa; Chordata; Aves; Galliformes; Phasianidae. Gene Ontology annotation, biological process: long-chain fatty-acyl-CoA metabolic process; long-chain fatty acid metabolic process; neuron differentiation. The coding region runs from base 227 to 2368 and encodes 713 amino acids. The transcript has 15 exons. The record is from RefSeq and is a predicted model, not a curated record. Gene Ontology annotation, cellular component: endoplasmic reticulum; lipid droplet; plasma membrane. Gene Ontology annotation, molecular function: long-chain fatty acid-CoA ligase activity.
CCAUUCCUGCGGAGCCCGGCCCCGCGCGCCACCGCCCGGCGGCCAAUCGGGAGGCGCCCAGCCGCAUACGGGAUGAGCGCGCCCGGCGGCGGGCGGCUGAGCCGGGGCUGAGCCGAGGGGUACGCCGGGACCCUCCGCCCGCGAGCAGCGCACCGAUCUUUCUGGAUCCCUGUCUGAUUGCUCCAUGGUCUCAAACUCUCCCCUGUAACUGUCUCAAGGAGCCAAAAUGAAGUUGAAGCAUAACAUCAACCCCAUUCUUCUGCAGUUUAUAAACUUUAUUAUCUUGGUGUAUACGGUUGUAACGUACAUUCCUUGGUACAUAUUUUCAGGCUCAAGGCAGGCUAUAGCAAAAUCCAAGCAGGUUAAGGCUAGACCUGUGAAUAACAGGCCUGGGGGUGCAUACAGGUCUGUUAACAGUCUGCACUGCUUAGCUUCAGUUCUAUAUCCUGGCUGUGAUACACUUGACAAAGUUUUUAAGUAUGCUAAAACUAAAUAUAAGGACAAAAAGCUGUUAGGAACGCGGGAAAUCCUGAAGGAGGAAGAUGAAAUCCAGCCAUCAGGAAAGGUUUUCAAAAAGGUCAUCCUUGGCAAGUACACCUGGCUUUCAUAUGAAGAUGUGUACAUCAAAGCUGUUAAUUUUGGAAAUGGCUUAGCAGUGUUGGGUCAGCAACCAAAGACAAACAUUGCUAUCUUCUGUGAGACUAGAGCUGAAUGGAUGAUUGCAGCACAAGCCUGCUUUAUGUGCAACUAUCAGCUUGUUACUCUGUACGCUACCCUAGGAGGUGCAGCAAUAGUACAUGGGCUAAAUGAAACAGAGGUGACCACCAUCAUUACUAGUAAAGAGCUGAUGCAAACAAAAUUGAAGGCAAUUGUUUCUCAAAUUCCACGGCUGCGACAUAUUAUUACAGUGGAUGGCAAACCAACAACGUGGUCAGAAUUUCCCAAGGGUGUCAUUGUUCACACUAUGGCUUCUGUGCAAGCUAUGGGAGCCAAGGCAGACAGUGGAAACAAACAGCAGGCCAGGCCUGUACCUUCUGAUAUUGCAGUGAUCAUGUAUACAAGUGGAUCCACAGGAAUUCCCAAAGGAGUUAUGAUCUCCCACUGCAACAUAAUUGCUGGUAUAACUGGAAUGGCUGAAAGGAUUCCAAAUCUGGGGGAAAAAGACAUUUAUAUUGGCUACUUGCCUCUUGCCCAUGUUCUGGAGCUGAGUGCUGAACUUGUGUGCCUGUCUCAUGGAUGCCGCAUUGGUUACUCAUCACCUCAGACAUUGGCUGACCAGUCCUCUAAAAUCAAGAAAGGAAGCAAAGGUGAUGUUACUACACUUAAACCAACUCUAAUGGCAGCUGUGCCGGAAAUUAUGGAUCGAAUCUACAAAAAUGUCAUGAAUAAGGUAAAUGAAAUGACGAGUUUCCAGAGAAAUCUAUUUAUAUUGGCCUACAAUUACAAAAUGGAACAGAUUUCCAAAGGCUACACGACCCCGCUCUGCGAUAGCCUUAUUUUCCGGAAAGUACGAAUGCUGCUAGGUGGAAAAAUUCGCAUCCUGCUUUGUGGAGGAGCUCCACUCUCUGCAGCGACUCAGCGAUUUAUGAACAUUUGUUUCUGUUGCCCUGUAGGGCAGGGGUACGGGCUCACUGAAUCAGCUGGAGCUGGAACAAUCACAGAAGUUUGGGACUACACUACAGGGAGAGUGGGAGCACCUUUGGUUUGCUGUGAAAUCAAGUUAAUGAACUGGGAAGAAGGUGGAUAUUACAACACUGAUAAGCCGUAUCCUAGAGGUGAGAUUCUUAUUGGAGGGCAAAAUGUGACUGUAGGCUACUAUAAAAAUGAAGGACGAACCAGAAAGGAUUUCACUGUUGAUGAGAAUGGGCAGAGGUGGCUCCAUACUGGAGAUAUUGGAGAGUUUCAUCAAGAUGGAUGUCUAAAAAUUAUUGAUCGUAAAAAAGACCUUGUAAAACUCCAAGCAGGAGAAUAUGUUUCUCUUGGCAAAGUAGAAGCAGCUCUGAAGAAUCUUCCGCUGGUAGAUAACAUUUGUGCAUACGCAAGCAGUUUCCAUUCUUACGUCAUUGGAUUUGUUGUGCCAAAUCAAAAGGAGCUUGCAGAACUAGCUCGAAAGAAAGGAUUUAAAGGAACCUGGGAAGAAAUCUGUAACAGUCCAGAGAUGGAAAAAGAGGUACUGAAGGUGCUAGCUGAGGCUGCCAUGGCAGCUAAUCUGGAGAAAUUUGAAAUACCAGUGAAAAUCCGUUUGAGCCCUGAUCCUUGGACCCCUGAGACUGGAUUAGUGACAGAUGCGUUCAAACUGAAACGCAAGGAGCUCACGGCGCACUACCAGGGGGACAUCGACCGGAUGUACGGGACACAUGUCAAAUAAGUACUUCUCUGCACCACGUUGCUACAGUGAGCUUGGAUCAAAUAGGAAAUACUUGAAUUGCCUGUCUCAGCACUUGAGAUCAAACACCAAACCACCAUUCCUCAUUUGAAGCCUAAACUGUUAUUUCUGAUAACAUCGCCCUGAUGACCAGCGAGUUUAGUAAAAUCUUACGGCAGCAAACUUGUGUCUGUCUCCUUUUUUAUCCAGUUUUCUCUGCUACCUUGUCAGUUCUUGGAUUUUCCUGACUGUUUUUGGGAAACCAUGAUUCUGAAAGCCUCAAGUUUUUAAACAUUUAUAAAUCCUGUAUAAUGUUUUAUUUGUAUCUUUAACAUUUGGAUGUAUAUAGGGAGAACUUGGCCAUGUAAGAAAUGGUGAUACUGGGGGCCUUUUUUUUACCUAACUACUUCAAGAUAAGGUACUGAUGUUGUGACAUUCUGUAAAUUAAAAAUGCUUAUAAUGACGUCACUGUUGAACAGAGGACCAGAUGAUUUGCUGCUGUGGUAUUUUUCUGUGUGAAUCUGAGGGAAAAACAUUUGACGUUACAGCUUGUUUAAAACAUCCUUAAUAUGUGCCUAAUGGUUGCUUUUAUUUUUGUCUGAAAGUGAAAAGAUGGUCAUGGCACAGCUCUGCAUAAAGGUGGGUAACUGUGCAGGUGUUAGUGAGCAUCUUUUGUAUUAAGUAACACUUAUUAACACAGCAGAAAUGAAAUGGAGGAAUAAUCUCUCAAAUACAGAAGCCCCUUCUUGAAGUAGCUCGUGAUCAUUCCGUACAGUAGUUGAACUGCAUGGAGCUAAUAAGAACUCUCAGAAUUAAUUUCAAUUAAUGCUUUGUACGUUUAACAGUGUCUAGCAGAGAGACUGCAACAAAUCCUGUUCUGUUUUCUUGUUAGAUUUGGACAACAGUGUGGGUUUGCUGUUUGGUUUGUACAAGUAUGAUAACAGCCCUGUUCUGUGCUAGCUGCAUCCCAGAUCUUACUGGAGAGAGGGGAGGCUGAAGUCCUAAUAGCAGUUAUGUUCUCAGUUCACACAGUGCCUAGCUGCCCUUUGUGCCAUUACAAAUCUCCCUUUUAAUGUUGUGUUCUUCUAUUCAGAGGUUUGUUUUUUGUUCCUUUCAAACACAGAUAUUUGAGCUAUUUGUCAGCCAGAGUUGUAUUUAUGUUACUUGUCUAAUCGUUACACCAAAAUUCUUACUUUGGGAAGGAGUCUCAGUUUCUGUUUUGCUGUAGAUAUGUGAAUAUUGUUUGAAGAGUUACCAGAAAUCUCUUCAUCUUCAGUGACAACACUUAGAUUUGUUUCGGAUUUGAGUUUUAUUCUCAAAAUAUUUCUAGAAAGAAGAUAAUCAGGGUUACAUCAGUGUGAAAAAAUACACAUCCCUCAACUUUGUGAUGGAGCAAAUACAAAAACGGUGUUAAUUUGGAGAAAAUUCUUGCGUGUAUCAUACUGGCAGUGCUAAAAGUUGAAGUCUUGUUGCUACCUACUUAAUAGCAUGUUAUGGCAGCAUGUGGCAUUUCUGAACAGCAGAAGGUUGGUUUGGGGAAGGG